GUGUUACACGCACGGCAUCAGUCGCGGACCGCUUACCGUUCAAGAUAGUGGCGGCGCUCGCCAACGAUUGGGAUUGUGUCCGCUCAAGUGCGCGGCGAUUGCGUACAUAACAGCUCUGCAGUGUUAUUCGUAUCCGAUUGAUGCAGUUCAACUGCAAUAAAUAUUAUUAUUAUAAAUAAUUAUUGUAUACAGUUUUCGUUUUGCCAACCAAGCAACACUCGUGACAAUAAUAAAAUUACAACGAUACAUAUUAUAAUAUAUUAAUGUACCACUUUAAUCGCGCCCUGCCAGUAUCGCGAUAUACAUGCGUAUUAUGUUUAUCCUAAACGCGUAAAUACUGACGUCGUUUUUUUUUUGUCCAUCAUCACAGGCUCUGCACUACCGUCGUCGGUGACGCAUCGUUAUUGUUAUUAUAUUGUUAUAUCCGCGACAUGUAUUCAUUGCGAGUAUUGUCAUAGAUUUGUCGACGGCGACAGAAAUAAAUAACAUUACAAAACGAAAAUAAACAACAAUUAUAUAGACAUCAACAGGUGUAUCAACUCGGUAUCCUGCGUUAAAAACGCCUGUCGUCAACGACGCCACCGCAGCUUUCAACGAAAAAACAAUAAAUUAUUCCUAGCCAAACGGCGUUCACGUGUGUACACGAACUGACAUAAUCAUAAGCGCACUGCCGUCUGCCACUACUGCAGGACGUGCAGGACAGCAGCCAUAUCGCGGGGACCCGAAUUACAGCCAGGAACGGCGGCGGCGGCCGAGAUGCGCGCGAGGCUCGUGACGACGGCGGCCGUGACGCGGCAGUAGUUGAGUCCGGCGCGGGUGGGGGAGGGGGCGCGCGCGCUGCGAUUAGAAUACGACACGGCCGCGGGACACGCGGUGGCGCGGCGAUGACGCGGCCACGUCGGCGGUCAAAGGUCGUGACGAUAACGCCGGCUGCGGUGCACCCGACAGCAGCGGCAGAACAGAGCCGAAAGCCGUCGCGGGACCUCAAACGCGAUACGACAGUCGUAAACGGAACUGUUCACGCGUAGUCGAAACACAAGUACGCGCGACCCGCGGACGACAACAAAAAUUAAAGUCGCAACAUCUGUGGUAAAAAAUUUCGGCGCAAAACAAUUGUACAAACACCGUCGGGUGGCGGGAGGGCGCGGCGUAGGGCACUCCGCCGCCGGUGCCGGUUUGUCAGCGACGCGCAGCGGCAGAUCCGAUGCGUCCGGCGCCGACGCCGUCGCCGCUCGUCAACGCCGUUUGCUGCAACUUAACCGCCGCGUCGUGUUCUCGUCACGCCGACCGCAGCCGCAACCGUAGCCGCCGACGCCGACGGACACGCGACGACAACGCACUGCCGCCAUGAAACUCCGUGACCGCGUGGUGGUCGGAUUCUGCCUGUCGCUGGUCCUGGUCACCGUGCUGUUCGUGGUCGACAUGCAGAACGAGAACGCCCGCCGGCUGUCCGUGGCCGACGGCGGUGGCGACGCUGCCGCCGCUUCGCACUUUCACGGCCGGUCCGACCGGUCCCGGGACGCCGACGACGCGCAGUCCGCCUGGAACGCGGCCGCGUCGUUCGUCGCGUCCACGCUGAUGCCGUCCGUCCGGCCGCAGCAGCCGCAACCGGCCCGAUCGGGCGCGCCGCAACCGUAUCCGCAGGCGGCCGACGGACGUCCGAGGCCCGCCGUGCCCGACCUGUACGCCGACGACCGGUUCGCCGAUCUCACCGAGCGCCUGUCCCGGUCGUCCGAAUUGCAGAGGCACCGCGGCUACGUACUCGACUGGACGGCUGUCCGGGACGUGAUCGUCGACGACACCGACGAAGACGGCACCAUCAGCAACGAAUACGUCGUCGAGUACUUGGAAGACGGUUUGCGCCGAUUAGAGUCCGAAAAAGUUACCAAACACACACAUGGUCCGUAUCGGUUCUGGAGAAACGAUCCACUUCCAAAUAUGACUUAUAGAAAACAUCCAAACACGACGGCAUUAACUAUAUUCCAUUCAAGAAUAUCAAAAAGAGAAAUGUAUCCUAAGAACGACACGUAUGUGCCAUUAAUUUUAAAAAACAUGUCUGUUUCGCCUAUUUUAAGCGUAGCCCAAAAAGAAGGAGGUACACAACUCAAGCUUGUUAUUGAGUAUUUAAACGGAGACAAAGCUCUUAUGAAACCGAUGAGGUUCACCAGAGAACAACAGACUCUGCCGAAUCAUUUUUACUUCACCGACUACGAAAGGCACAAUGCCGAAAUUGCUGCGUUUCAUCUCGACAGGAUAUUGGGGUUUCGGAGAGCAAUGCCGGUCAGUGGCAGAUUGGUGAACAUCACAUCUGAACUGAUGGCCCAGGUAACUGCGUCCGAUUUGUUGAAAACAUUCUUCGUGUCACCGGACAAAAAUGUGUGCUUUCACGGACAGUGUUCCUACUACUGUGACACGUCGCAUGCCAUUUGUGGAAAUCCGGACAUGUUGGAGGGCUCGUUCGCCGCUUACUUGCCAUCCCAAGAAGUUUUGGAGAGAAAGACGUGGAGGCAUCCGUGGAGGCGCAGCUACCACAAGCGGAGAAAGGCCAAAUGGGAAACAGAUCCAAAUUAUUGUGAAUUAGUCAGAAACGUACCGGCGUACAAUAGUGGUCGCCGGAUGUUGGACAUUAUGGACUUAUCCGUAUUUGACUUUCUCAUGGGCAACAUGGACCGUCAUCAUUACGAAACGUUUACCCUGUUCGGCAACGAUUCGUUUCCUAUUCACCUCGACCAUGGUCGGGCAUUUGGCAAGGCGUUCCACGAUGAGAUGAGUAUAUUGGCUCCAAUCAUACAGUGCUGUCAUAUACGAAAAUCUACGUUAGAGACUUUGCUCAGGUUUCACAACGUCAAAAAACUCAGCGAACACAUGAGGGAAUCCAUGGCUGACGACCCGCUGUCUCCCGUACUUUGGGAACCGCAUUUGACGGCCAUCGACCGGCGUGUGGGACUCAUUUUGCAGAAAGUCCGCGAAUGUCUGUCGGUGAGCACGAUGAGCGGCGAGGACGCGGCCGAAGAAACGCAUGUCCGGACCGCUGCAAAUGCCACGUUUGACGUUGACACGGGCGAUCUGGGACAGGAAGUCAAAUACACGGCCCGUUCCAGGGAUCUAACGCAAGACUGAUGAUUGUUGUUUUUUUUCGGUUCUGAACCGGCUCCGUUUGUGUUCGCUACCGGACAGAUCGACCCGACGCGCGUCGAACUUGAUUAUAAUUUAUUUUAUAAUAUUAUAUGUUUUAUGGGCCAAGUCUGUCCGGUUUACUUGCCAUCUCGAGGAUCUGUCCGAGUUGGAUGCCACGCGGUCCAUCGGCAUCAUAUAGAUACUGUUACUUAUCGAUUUAAAAUUUAAAAUUUUGGAAGUCAAUUUGUAGGUUAAAUGAAAAAAAAAUCAAAAUUGAUAUUUUUUUAAGUCACAAGUUCACAUAUUUUUCUAUUAACUAUUACAAGAAUUUUUUUAGGGUUUAAUUAAAAUACGUAAACAUAUAUUACAGAUUAUAACUAUUUAUAAUAGUUACUGAAUUUAGUGGGAAAUAAAAUGUUUGAUAUUAUUUAUUUUAUUUAAUUUUUUUAAUUAAGAACUAAACAAAAUAAAUACAAUUAUGAUAACUUAGUAAAAAUGUAAUGUAUAUAAUUUAAUAUGUAGAUAAAUUUAACGGUAAUGACAAAGUUGUCAAAGUAAUGCUUCGAUCGAUAUUGCAUGAUCAAUUAAAAAGAAAUAAUAUAUACAUAAUUUAAAAAAGAUGGCAUGCAAUUCGGAUUUUAGACGCAAUAGGUGCAAUUCGGACACAUUAAUACCUAAUAUGGCGUGGUUUAUCUAAACGCGUCGAUCGCCUAAUAUGUUAUGUUUGUAGUGUAAAUACUAUUUUGUUAUUGUAAAUAUUAUUAUUAUUAUUUUUUAUCUGCCUUUAAGAUUCUUAUUAAUUGGCAAUGUCGUGGACAACACUCGAUUAUCGCUGUAAUAUUAUAAUUCUUUGAUUCCCAUUGUUUUAUUUAUGUUAUUGUAUCGCAUAAUAUUGUGCUCAACUAUAGUUACUUACCUACAAUGAUAUCAAUAAAGUAAAAAUAAAAAGAGUUAUUUAUAAUAUAUUUUAAGUUUUUGCAUUUUAAAAGACGUGUUGUAAGCGCAUCAAAAUAAUCAUAAUAUAUUCUACGAUUUUAAUCCUAUGACAUUACACACAUACAAGUAAUCUGAAACGAUAGUAUUUUUCGGUUUGGACAAUGUUACGACGUCUUGUAUUCAUGGUAACUAUCGUAUAAAUGUAUUAAAUUAUUAACUAUAAAUGUAUAAAUAUAUAUUGUGAACUGCGGAUUGUGAGACGUAGAACACUAUAUAACGUCGUGUUGAUAUCUUUGUAGAAGUAUACCAUAUUGUCACUGUUAGCGUCACUGUUGAAACAGCAUUAGGUACCUAAUGAUAAGAAUCUUUUUUAUGUAUAAUAUUACAGUUCAUGAAGCUGGCAACGAUUCCUAUUUAUAUUAUAUUUUUAAUUGUUGUAUUAUGAAAAAUAAUUUAUAAAUAAUAUACUUAUUGAAUAAUCUUCGCCACGUCUGUCAAAUGUGUAAUAUAUAAUAUUUUACUCAAAUAAUGUGAUAUUCAUAAAUAAUGCUAAAAUUUCCCACAUAUCUAUGAUAGGAGUUAUCCUUUAUGAAGUUUGAAGCACAUGAAAUGGUAACUUAGGUUCAAAUUAUUACAUUUAAAAAAUAUUGAAAUGAAACGUAUUCAUUUUUUUGACAGAUACCUCUUUUUCACUGUUUAUUUGAUUAAAUAUAUUAUGUAAAUUUAUUUUUAUACAACACAAUUAUAGUAACCAUGAUCACAUAAAUAUUCCAUUCCAAAUAAUUUAAUAAUAAUAAAUACAGAAAAAAAUAAGACAUGUUUAACAUUGGCUUGAAUACAAAUCAAAGAUUAUUGUAGAACCUUAAGAAUAUUUUUGUCAUACUAUCUUAGACAUUCCAGUGUUUACAAGUUUUAAAAAUAUUAUUUUUCAAAUUUAAAAUUAUUUAUAUGUAAAUAAAUAGAAUAGAAUACGUAGGUAGGUACUAAAAGAGUAUAAUAUUUAAUAUUUUUUUUUUCAAAGUUAUAUCAAGUAAAUAUUAUUCCAAAUACAAUUAUAUUCACACAAUUACAGUAAAAUUUGAUAAAAUGUCCCAAUAACGUGAUAAAUUAUAAUAGAUAUAUGUACUGUUUUUAAUGUUAAACUUUAUUAAACGCAUAUAUUUAUAUUUUUAUGAUGUUACCAAUUUUUUAAUGCUCAGCCCACUUAAUUAAAAAUAAAUAAUAGAUUAAUAGAAUAUUAAAUGAUACUAUAUGUUAUUUUUUUUUCUUUUUAGUUAAAAAAAAUGAUUUAUGUUCAGUACGUCAUUAACUCAUAAGUAUAGUAUGUUAUACGUGUAUUGUUUAUUUUGAGAUAAUAAAAGGUAUAUGUACCAAUAUUGUAUAGUCGAUUAUGUAUUUACUACUUUACCACUGUUCGAUGUUAGUGUGAUAUAAAGCAUGUAUUAUACAUGUUAAAAUUAUUUGUUUGUAUAUUUAUUUAAAGUAAAGUUGUAUUAAUUUAUA
Messenger RNA from Rhopalosiphum padi (bird cherry-oat aphid), 5556 nucleotides. RefSeq names its product extracellular serine/threonine protein CG31145. Gene Ontology annotation, cellular component: Golgi apparatus. Bases 1348 to 3120 code for a protein of 590 amino acids. The record is from RefSeq and is a predicted model, not a curated record. NCBI's taxonomy places the organism in Eukaryota, Metazoa, Arthropoda, Insecta, Hemiptera, Aphididae. Gene Ontology annotation, biological process: protein phosphorylation. The transcript has 9 exons. Gene Ontology annotation, molecular function: protein serine/threonine kinase activity.